This is a messenger RNA of Gymnodraco acuticeps, 6338 nucleotides long. RefSeq lists its product as uncharacterized. The transcript has 2 exons. Lineage: Eukaryota; Metazoa; Chordata; Actinopteri; Perciformes; Bathydraconidae. The record is from RefSeq and is a predicted model, not a curated record. Gene Ontology annotation, biological process: DNA integration. The coding region runs from base 849 to 3497 and encodes 882 amino acids. Gene Ontology annotation, molecular function: nucleic acid binding; RNA-DNA hybrid ribonuclease activity.
CUCAAGAAGAAGGAGUCCAAGGCGCUUUGUGGUAUAGUAUCAGAUUGAUGUAUCUUUGUUGAACUGUGUAAUAAAGUGCUUAUUUGAAGAAACAAUCUAUUGGAGUGCAAAGUCUAGUUUUGUACAGCUAACAGAGAAUAGUGUCUAGGACACAAUUCCUUUUCCCUCAGAACUAAGAAACGGUCAUCGGCAGAUCCGGACAGCGAACCCCGCUCUAGCCAUAUCCAAACGAUCUGCGCGGAGGACGGACCUGGUCCGGUAGACUCCAACAGCUUGGUGACCCUGACGUGAUGGUCUAGAGCAGGUAGUCUGGACACCGAUGACCUUCUGAGAGGACACCAAAAAACAUUGAGUUUACGGCUUUUACAAGAAACCAUCUCACACAAUCAAAAACCCGGGUAACUCAGAAUCAAGGUAAGCAUCUGCCUGUUACAACAAAUAGAUGUGUUUGAAAUACCACUACAUUUUAGGAUUGUGUGAAAAUGGCAGAAAUAAUUGUCUCAGCUAAAAAGUAAAGAUAAAACGUAAAUAAAAUUGUGUGCACUAAAUAGAUCAACAAGGGCAUAAACAAAUCUGUGGUGAGAAGCGGGUGAAACCCGUAAUUUAUGAGGAUCCGCCGCGGUCCAAAGGGAAGGUGUAAACCUGGUCGCCGUACCAGUAGCCAUAGUACAGUGUAAAACUAGGCAAGGCCCUAGUAUCUAAGGAAGGUGUAAAACUGGUCGCCGUACCAGUAGCCAUAGCACAGUGUAAAACUAGGCGAGGCCCUAGUAUCUAAGAAAAGGUAGAAGACUAGCAAAAGACGCUAGCAACCAGAUAAUCUGAUAAAGAAAGAUAAGGAAAAGUAGAAAAUGGAAGGCGAAUUUGCGAGAGAAGAAGCACUAGGCUUCAAAAUCCCAGAUGUACGUCGCGAGGUUUGGAAAGAAUGGGUGGAAGAAGGACAAAAGGAAGUUGAGAAAAAGGAUCACAAAAAAUGGGAAAAAGGGGUAGCAAAAUUGUACCGAAAAUUUACAGAUAAUGGCAUACUGACAGCACACAGACAAAGAACUAAGGAUAAAAAAGGAGAGUUGUUAGGAGGGAAAGAUACAAAAGGAAUGUUCAAAAAAGCCACCAAAGGGCUAGAAGAAGAGCUCUGUCGUCACAAGAGCAUAGACCCAGGGCGAUGGUCACUCAAAAAGAAAGCACACCAAGACCAACAAGAAAAACUAGAACAAUUAAUUAGGACCUCAUAUGCCAUGGUCUCAGCCGCUGGCCGCCUGGAAGAAACAAAUAAAACCACCCCGGCCACACAAGCCCCCCUAGUAGCCGCGCCAGUAGCAGCACCGGCAGUAAAAAACCCCGCAGUAGCAGAACCCCCAUGCAUCAGACAUGCAGCUGGAGUGGCUAGAGUACUAAGGAAAAUCCAACACAUAGUGAUGAGACACCCACUCACAGUGCUCACAAGCCAUAGCAUUGUAGCCCUAGUCAACUCAGCGGCCUUCACCAUGACAUCAGCAAGACAGACCAGGUUAGAAAAGUCUCUGACACAGCCACACAUAACCUACACACAUGAAGGCACCAACAUGGCAGACUACUUACCAGGAGAAGGAGUCCCACACAGGUGUGAGGAAAAAGUAGUACAGGAUGUAAAAAUACGCCCAGACAUGCAGGAAACGCCAGUAACAGGGGCAAGAGACAUGUUCACUGACGGAUGUUGUUACAGACACCCACAGGACGGCCUAAAAGGGGCCUACGCUGUGGUAGGACGAAGUAAUGAGACAGGACUUUUUGAAAACAUUGACUGCUCCACCAUCAAAGGAAAAGUGUCAGCUCAACUAGCUGAACUAAAGGGCGUAAUCGCCGCUUUGAACCAAGGAAUAGAUCAAGACAUCAAUGUGUACACAGACUCAGCAUACGUACACGGGGUAGUGCACCACGACCUAAAAAGAUGGCUCAGGGCAGGAUUCGUAACUAGUACAGGAACACCAGUGAAACACUAUCACAAAAUCAAGGCGUUAGAGGAGGCUAUCAUGAAACCCAACAGAGUAGCUGUAAUCAAAUGCAAAGGACACUCCAAAACCACAGGGUACCUAACCGAUGGAAACACUGCCGUCGAUCUGGCCGCCAAGCAGGCAGCCAGAUACAAAGCCACAUUCUCACAAAUGGUUGUACGGGCUCCCCAAGAAGGAAUACUAGAAGCCAGAACAGAUGAGGAGUUGGCUAAAGAACAAUCUAAAGCUUCCCCGCAAGAACUAACGGCCUGGAGAAACAAAGGGGCAAGAAAGGGAGCAAAUUACAUUUGGUACUCCCCAGACGGGAGGCCAGUGAUCCCACCAGGGUGGGUAAGAGCUAUGAUGAAGGAAGCACACUCAAUGGCACACGUAGGAAAUAACCAAAUGGUUAGGGCCCUGACCCAUUGGUGGCACCCUUACCUACCAGAUUUAAUAGCUAAUCAUCUUGAAGAAUGCAGUAUUUGUGGACGCUACAAUGUGAGGGCCACCAUCAAACCACAUGAGGGAAAGUUUCCUGCAGUAACAAUGGCAGGGGAGGAGAUAGUCAUAGACUAUACAGACAUGAUAGACAGACACAGGGGAAAGAGGUACAUACUCAUGGUUGUGGAUGCCUACACAGGGUGGCCAGAAGCCAUCCCCUGUGCAAAAGAAGACAGCCAGUCUGUAAUCAACUUCCUGGUACAAACCUACAUUCCAAGACACGGGUUCCCCAAAAAGAUUCGCAGUGACAAUGGAAGCCACUUCAAAAAUCACGAUUUAGCGGUGGUGGAAGCCUCUCUUGGGCUAACCCACAGAUUUGGAGCAGUGUAUCAUCCACAAUCACAGGGAAAGGUUGAGAGAAUGAACUUAAAUCUAAAACAGAAACUAGCAAAGGCGAUGGAAGAAACAGGAAUGACAUGGUUGGAGGCACUACCUCUCGCCCUAUUGGCUAUCAGGAGUUCCAUUUGCAGGACCACUGGGUUCACUCCAUAUGAAAUGACUCAUGGGCACCAGUUUCCAGGCCCAGGGGCGGGAGCCACGGUUUCAAAGGAACUGUAUGACAAAGUGGGGCACCAGGCCUACUAUAAACAACUAAAAUGCCUCGUUGCAGAGUUCGCGGACGAAUCCACAGCAGCCAGAGCCAAAGGACACACAGAGGAAGCUGAGGGCAGCAGGGACGCUGAAUACGUCCGCCUGAAGACGAUCAAACCCAAGUGGUGUGCUCCAAGGUUCUCUGAACCACUCAAGGUAACCCAGCGAACAGAUCAUGCAGUCAGAGUAGACGGAAAAGGAGACACGUGGUACCACUGGAGCAGGUGUGUGGAAGCACCAGCACCUACCAGGACCCUCGCUGACACCAUCCAGGACCUAGGCCAACUGAACAUCAGGCAAACAACCGAAGCCCCCCAACCCCCAAGUGUGGACAUCGACUCCACUUCCGAGGAGGAGGAGACAACAGGGGAACCAACGGCAGCCCAGGAGAUAACAGCCGGCGAGGAGGCACAACAAGGGACCGCUCCCCCAAAGUAGGCGGUACACCACACGCAUCACAUACACACACCACAUAAGAGACACUCACCUACACUGAUACACCAAAGAACUUUUACAAGAAAAACAAAGAUGAAGAAGAACUCAGGACCUAAUCAACACCUCUAUUGCUUGGCCUUAACACUGUGUUUUUUCAUUAUUGUUGGAAUAAUCAUUAUCAUAGUGGGUGAAAGGGGGAGGCAAAUCAUUGACCAAAGUAAUAAUCCAAAUUCCCCACAAAAUAAAACUACACAAGAUACCUUUUCUCCUCCAAAAAACAGCCUAACUAGACACGUCCGCAAUGUGGCCGGCACAGUAGAUACGGCAAAUUUCACCCAAUGUAACCAGAAAGAUGCAUUGAGACACAUAUCGCUGACAAUUUACCUACCCUCGGACUCAAGCACCACUACCCUCAUCCCGUACACCAGUUUGUCAAACGAACUCAACCAAAAAGGAGGGUCGUGGGGAAACAAAUACCAAUGGUACAUGACGCUAGACUUUUGGUUCGGAAAAGGCGAUCCCAAUGAAAGAUAUAGCUAUGGUCGAGCGUGGACCGACUUGGUGGGAGAGACAGGGGCGGAUUGGAGUUCAUCGUCAACAGGAACAGCGAAAAAAGUAAGGCAAAGAGUACACCUGGCAAAAUCCUCAUCUGGCCUCGUAGUACAGUUAGACUUAACUGGGGUACCCCAACCCAAGAAAGAUGAACCCCCUUGCGCAUCCUUUUAUCUAUGGCCCAAGACAUCGCCAAGCCCCCAAUUCUCUAUAUACGUAUGCAUGUCCAGUCGCAUUAAAAGACCACAAUCUGACAUAGUAUCCGUCCAAAAGGGGGUGGUGAUCCACUCCACUAAGGAGUGGACAACUGAUCAAGAGUUCCAAGCAGCAACUGGAAUCUCGGGACACACAGCAAACAGCAACAACUGGUUACUGAUGGCACAACAAGCCGCGCUAGACACAGGCGAUGACUGCCUCGUUUGUAUGGGAGCCAGACCCCUGCUCCACAUAAUUCCUGCCCCGGUAGAACCAAGGUGUGCCACUGAAAUAAUGGGGACAGACAACCCUCAACACAAUUGCUCUAAAUACGAAGUUUACUUCCCUUUAGCCAACUCGGAAUUAAAAAAGCCCUUAUUCUUUGCAAAAGUUCCGAGGUUGAAUUAUACCUGUUUCCACACCACAAUCAGAAACACCGGGGGGUUCAACAAAACUCUCUGCGACCACAUAGUGACACCAACUACACCUGGACGUGGUGUAAUCCGAGCAGACAUAUGGUUCCACUGCGGUGGCAACCAACUCCACGAAUGGAUGUCAGUGUUCGGUAAAUACAAAACCCUGGUCACCUCAGUAUUGGUAUCAAUGGCCGUGUUUGCAGCAAUUUUGACCUUGUGCGGGUGCUGCUGCAUCCCUGGUAUCCGCUCAAUGGUGGACAAAAUAAUUAGUACCGCCAUAGCACCUUCUACUCCCCUGGGCCAACAAUUCGCCUUGCUAUCCUUAGAAAACAACCCAGACAUUGAAGAAGGCGAAGAAGAAGCGGCAGCAAUGGACACUUUCCCGACAGCACCACCAGUACCACCGUAUGGCAGAAUGUGGGAAAGAGAGACAGAAGCCUAAAACAGCUGACAUAAAUGUACAUAAACAAUAGCGUUGUUUUGUUGCCCCAAUCAUUAGAAUGGGGCAAAAGGGGCAUUGAAGGAUAAAGAUAAGGCAAAUGUGGCAGUGAAUAUAAGAUAUAGUGGGCCUAUCAUGGAAAAGCUAAGACAUUGAGCUGUCUGAGUGGAAAAGUACAGUACUGUGUUAAAGUCCAACUGCUGAGAAGCCUCAGUGGAAAUAUACUAUGUGAAUACUGUGUGCAACAAAAACGCGGGGUCAACCAGAUUAAGAACAGAGGCAUCCUGUUAUGUCCAAACUGAUAAGCCACAAGGUUGCAGAACUCAUUAUUCUCACACUAAAUCACCCACCAAGCAGGCGCAACAGUUCACAAGGGCAGUCUUGUGAGUGAAACCAGAUAAGGAAGUGAGUGAAAGCAAAUAAGGAAGUAACAAAAGCGCGCCGAAGGCUAACCUAAGAGUUGCUAGGGUAGCAACGGCAGAUUACACCACAAGAAAGCAGCGAAGGUGGGGGCUCCGCUAGGAACAGUAUAUAAGCAGGAUGUAUUCAGUACUCGAGGCUCUCUCUUCAACUGGGAUCUUACACUGACGAGCUUGUCACGGUGAGAACUCAAGAAGGAGUCCAAGGCGCUUUGUGGACACAAUUCCUUUUCCCUCAGAACUAAGAAACGGUCAUCGGCAGAUCCGGACAGCGACCCCGCUCUAGCCAUAUCCAAACGAUCUGCGCGGAGGACGGACCUGGUCCGGUAGACUCCAACAGCUCCAACACAGUUUGAAACCAGAGGGUGACCUUCACCAAUUUUAGAAAUGAAACCUGACAUUUCAUGGGAUUUUCACGUCUUUAUCGGCAGAAAAAUAGAGUCGCUUUUUAUGUAGUCUACAGAAAUAUGGAUAUAAUUGGUGUACAAUUAACGUUUACAGCAGGAUAAAUUACAAAAAUGUACAGCAUACUACAUACAAUUCAAAAUACGGUUUCUCCGAUUUCUAAAAUAAAAAUGCUGGCGUAGCCGAUAAAUGAUUUGUGUUGCUUUCAAUGCAAAAUCACUACACGUCAACGAAAUGUCGGCGUAUUCUUUAAAAAAAAAACCUUCAGUUUUAAUAAAACCGAGUAGUCUUUAAAGUAUGCAGUGAUAUCCUUUACAAGGAAAACAUUGUGCAUUGGAAAAUAUAAAGUAGAAAAUGAUUGAAACAACAUAAAAAGAUAAGCCAAAAAAAAGACUGAAAUCAGCAUAAAAAGCUAAGC